Molecule: messenger RNA, 3198 nt
Organism: Acanthoscelides obtectus
Lineage: Eukaryota; Metazoa; Arthropoda; Insecta; Coleoptera; Chrysomelidae
Source: the annotation of a GenBank genome assembly
UUUUGUGAAAGAAGCAUAUAGUAGUAGUAAUAACACCUUGUACAUAAAAAAUAAGUUGCACAAUUACCGUAAAUACACUAGCUUGCUGGAGAAAACAGUUGACAUUUAUUAAAAAAAUCAUGAAAAUCAAGUAACUGAUUUGGCGAAAAUCAUGUAACUGAUUUGGCAAAAACAUACUGUAACCUUUGAUGAUGCAAUUAUGUCUUGGGGAACACAUCAAUUAGGUUUGAGAAAAGCGUUUGAGGGUUUUGCACAUCACAGAUACAACUCAUUAAUUUACACAAGUUGUGUGUCUUGUGUUAAGACCAAAUAAUUACCCGGAGUAAUUUCAUACUAGGCGAAACUGGAUAACGUGGUAAAAUUGGCCGAGUGCGCCGAGAACCGGGUACAAACCACUCGGUGCAUCCCUAAACAUGUCCUUGGUGGCCAAUCAGAUUUUACCGCGCAAUUAUAUUAUAGAUCUGUUUGAUACAUAAUGUAUUUUAGGCAAUCCCAUUGAAAAACUCCAAUGGAUUCUGAUCCGGCGAUCUUGAAACCAUGUCUCGGUACCGCAAAUGCGCAGUUAGAGGCUGUCAGGACAGUGUUUCAGUACGACUAUAUGCUAUAGACAAUGCUGCUGGAAGCUUAAGGGCGAUGCCAAAAUUGACAGAAUGCCAUGUCAAUAGAAAUUGUAUAAAGAAGAUGAAGGUUUCACAUGCUACCCAAGUAUUCAGUCACACUGUGGCAUCUGUGAUGACUCUAAUGGCACGUGCAGGAAUAGUGGGCAUACAAGGUGAAAAAUUAUCCGAAACUGCACAAGGAACAGCAAAAGUUCUCAAGUUUUUUGAUGAUAUCAUGGAUAGUGUCAAUGGGUACAGCCUAUAUCCAUCCAGUGGGAAACCCCUGAGGUCUGCUGUAUCUCUAUGCACAGAUCACUUUGAAUUCUGGGUUGAAGCUCGUCAAACAUUAAGAAAGAUGUAUUACCAAGCAGAGGGUACCGAAGAACGAUUAAGGCCACCAUCAUUGGUCAACUGGACAGUCACCAUAAAUGGCAUUAUAGACAUAUUUGAGAUGUUGGAACAAGGCAACGUGAAUCACUUGAAGUGUAGGCGACUGAACCAAGACCUAAUUGAAAAUUUCUUUGGCCAGAUCAGACAGCAGGGUUUACGAGACACCAAUCCGACUUGUAGUCAUUUUAAAAAUCAUUUCAAAACAUUACUGAUAACUUUUCUAGCCGCCACUCUAUGUCAGCUAAUUGUGAAAGUGAAAAUUCCAAAAAUAUCAUAGUGGCAGUGAAAAAGUUCAUCACUGUAGAUGUGGUAGUGCCUUCAAGAACAGAUUUUUGUUCAUUUCCAUCAGAAAUACCAAACUUUGCACUGCAGUACAUAAGUAAAGUUAGUUUAGGAUAUGUAAGUGGUUUCAUCACCAAAUAUGUAAAAAAAGAUAUUUCUUCAUGUGAAGUUUGUAUGAGAGAUAUAUUUUCAGAAAAUCCUGUGGAUGAGUGGCAUGCUCUUAUAGCUGAAAAAGAAUACUUGAAAACCAUGCCUGCAAAAUUAAAAUAUUGUCAUUUGAGAAUAAUACAAAAAUUUGCUGAAUUAUACAAUAUUACUAUGCAUAUGGUGCCACAGUUAGCAUAUAAGGCAAAUUCAGUUGAACUGUUGGUAAAUUUCAUAAAAUCAAAGAUCAGUUUACCACUCAGCUGCCCUAACCAUAAAGAGUCAUUAAAUUCCAAAUUGAUAGAAAAGUUCACAUUUUUUCUGGGCCAUAACUGGACAGUAGGCAUAAAUAGAGCGCUGAGUGGUAGAGAUCUACGGCCACUGAAUAAUGAUCCGGUCAUUAAACAGGCCAAAGAAAUCUACCUUAAGAAUAGGAGGUACAGAAAGUAGAUUAUAAUGGACAACCAGUAUAUUUAAGUGCCAUAUAAUUUUUAUAUUGUUACAUUUAGAUGUAGGAUAUAGAUAUUUGAUAGGAGGUUCGAUACGUAGUAACAUCGCUCCUUAAAUCGUAGGUUUUCCUGCAGUUUAUAGUGAAAAGAAAAUUGUGAAAUCUGUCAGGAGUCGAGUGUUUAGUGCACUCUUCAUCUCGAAUGUAAGAUCUCCACUAUUGCAUGUCAAAUAUUUGAGUAAUUGCACAUAUCCUUAUACUCCUCAGCAUCAUAUAAAUUGAACUUAGAUCUAGUUAACAUUGAAGAGUACUGCAAAAGACAUUGAAGAUCAAUGCUUCAAAAUGUUCUACCAUGCUAUUUGGCCCAAAACUGUUAGUACAAUGGUUAGAUGGCCGAAUUGUUCCUAGUCUUAACGACACCCAUACUCCUAUAGUAGACCAUGCGAAGAAUUUAGGGAUCAUCAUGGAUUUGAGGUUUAACAUGUUACGCAUUUAUCUCGCUUAACAUACAUGCGUUUGAAGAUAUACAACAAUCGCCAUAUUCUGAAUUUCAAGACUCGCAAAAAACUGGCUGAGACUCUGGUGCUAUGGUUAAUAAAUUAUUCAAUUGCUGUUUACUUUCCUUGUCUUGAUUACGUGACUAGCUAUCGAGUACAAAAACUUCAAAAUCGUUGUUGUAGGUUCGUUUGUGGUCUGCGAAAGUUUAGCCAUGUGUCUAAGAAGAUCAAUGAGCUUAGAUGGUUGAGGGUUGACCAGCUUUUCACAUACCAUUUACUAAUAUUAGUACAACGAAUCAAAAUCAAUAGGCUACCUGCUUAUCUACUAAAAAGGCUACUACCACGUGGGGAUCUCAAUUACAGGAAUCUCAGACAUAACUCUGACUUCAAUAUACCUAGUUAUAUGAGCAUUUUCUAUCGUAGUUUCACCUACAAUGCUGUCAAGGUGUAUAAUAGUCUUAAUAACAAUUGCAAAAAGAAGGGAAUACUUGCAUUCAAGAGAGCCAUUAAGAACCAUCGUCUGGGGUCUGCUAGCCAAGCUAACUGAUAUAUUUCUUUUUUUUUGUUAGAGCGGGCCAUGUAGUAUUGAUGUAUAACAUCUUAAGAUUACUCUAUUUUAGCCUUAAUUAUUGUAUAUAUUAGUUAGUCGAUUGCUAUUCAUUGUUAUAUCUUUUUUUUGUAUGUGUUUCUGUGCUGUGAGGUUAAGUGGUAGAGUAGCCAGCUGGAUAAACAUUGCCUCGCAGUGUGGAUGGAUUUCUAAAGACAUUAUUAUUAUUAUAUUUAGCUUUGUGAGAAAAGGUGAUAUAAUUUAUAUAUGAAUGAUUGACCAUAAAAUGAC